This is a messenger RNA of Mus caroli (Ryukyu mouse), 2361 nucleotides long. It is a transcript of the gene Tmem207, whose product is annotated as transmembrane protein 207. NCBI's taxonomy places the organism in Eukaryota, Metazoa, Chordata, Mammalia, Rodentia, Muridae. The record is from RefSeq and is a predicted model, not a curated record.
UCAUUAAUGCACACUGCAGCAGGACACAUAGCAUAGAGCAGCUAAUAUAUUCUGAGAGAGUUAAUUAGAGUGAGUAAGCCACAGUAUCUGGGUACAUCUUUCUUUUUAGCAUGUCAAGAUCAAGUCCCUUCCGUGUUGCUUCCAAAAUCCUAACUGCGGGAUGCCUGUGUUUGCCACUAUUCCAGCGCGUGCGCUCAGAUCUAUCCUGUGAAGAAAAUGAAAUGUGUGUAAAUUAUGAUGAGCGAUAUCCUGAUGGCUGGUAUAUCUGGUUCUUCUUGCUGAUUUUCUUAGUGGUUCUCCUUUGUGGAGUAGUGCUUUUCUGUCUUCAGUGCUGGCUGAAAAGGUGCGGAAUCAAUCCUCCCAGACGCACCAUGGCUGUUUUUGCUGUUGGAGACUUGGAUCCUGUUUAUGGUGCAGAAAUGGCUGGACGUCCAACAUCUGGAAUCUGCCAUCCUACUCAAAACACUGAACUGUGCUCUGCUCCCUGUUUUGGUGUGUUAGGCCCUCCACCGCCAUAUGAAGAAAUUCUAAAAGCAAACUGAUUUUAUCCAGAUGCAGCAGCGAUAUUUGUAUAUACAGUGAAUUUUAGGCACAAUUCUUUGGCUUAGUUGAAAUUCCUGGAGACCUGCUGUAGAAACAAGCAGACAAAAGAGUGGAGGGGAUGGCAGGAAGAAAUACUGGCCCUAGUGAUGUUUUAGUGAGCGAGCAGUCUCUGGAGCAUUGUUUUGUUACACUCUUAGACUAGAUAACAUUGGCAUUUUAGUUCUUAAAGAGGCAGAAAUAGGUGCAAACACUUGCAUUAGUUUGACCUCCCACUGUCUUCCACAUGAUAUUAUUUGAUGCCCUGAUAUCUCCAUCUUCAUCCAGCCUCUAUUAGAGAGUCAGUGUAAAAUAAAUAAUUUAACAGUGGCUUACACAUAGAUUUGGGGAUGGCUAGAGGGAGAAUAUUUGAGUUGAAUUUGAAAUGAAAGAAGAGGAAGGAAAUCCUAUUUGAAAUUGAUGGAGGAAAAUAAAUGAAAAGGAAGAGGAAAGAUCACAAGACUCAAUACAAGAACUUUCAUUUUCCACUGGAGCAGAGAGAAAGUGCACCAGGAAGCAGAAGAUGCCAAAGAUAUAAACUGUAGGUAAUGAUGCUGUGUGGAGGAGAGUGGGGGAAGGUUCUCAUUGUCCUUGCGGAAUGUGAGCUAUAGAGCCUAGUCUUUCCUGGGUUCCUCAGGAUUUGCAUUUAUUGCAACAACAUAAGAAGAAAUUCUGUUUUAGAUGCUCCUUGCCUAAGGCAAGGACAUUUAAUUGAGGCUGGAUUACAGGUUCAGUGGUUCAAACCAUUAUCAUCAAGUCAGGAACGUAGAAUGACCAGGCAGGCAUGGUACAAGACCUAAGAGUUCUACAUCUUCAUCUGAAGGCUACUUUCAGAAUUGGCUUCCAGGCAGCUAGGAAGCCCACACCUACAGUGACACACCUAAUCCAACAAGACCACACCUACUUCAACAGGGCCACAACUUCUAUUAGUGCCACUCCUUGGUCUGAGCACAGAUAAACCAUAACAGAUGCCUUUUUUCAGGUUGAAGUCUCUAACAGAAGUAGCAGUGAGAGAUUUCUAAGCAUCCCUUGGCAGGGGAAAGAAGAAAAAUUCCAUGCCAGAUUUCACACUAGGUAGUGAGUUUGCUUCAUAAAAUCAUUUACAAAUUCACUUGAUUGUUAAUUAAACUUAACUAAAUCUAACUCCAGUCUUUUCUCAAUUACCUUACUGAAGAGUUUCCAAACUUCCUACCGCUCAGUCAAGGACUUGUGCCUUCUGUUUGUAUUACUUCCUAUAAAUAUGUCAUCUGAAAAGGUUUUUGUUCCUACUUUCAGAAUUUCCAGACUCUGAAUGUUUCCUAUUAGCACAUCGCUGGUAUAACACACUACUGUCCGUCCUUGCUAGAGUCCAAUGAUAGAUCUAAACUGGUCUACUAGGCCUCCGUUAGUUCUCAAGUAUUCUAUUGGCAACAAUAUUAACAAUUCAAAGAUUUAGAAACACAUUCCAUAUUCCCACACAUGUACAGGGUCUCAUUGCAUAACCCACUUCACCUGAGGUUGUAAUCUUCAUCUGAUGAGCCUACAGAGAUACAUCAUCACCCCUCGAUGCUCUGUUGUACAUUCUGUGGGUUUGAUGGAUUUGUUCUGGAAUCAAGCAGUAAGAUCGGGAGGUCAUACAGACUCACUGCCAUGAGAAUCUUCGUUCUCUUUACCCAGGUUCCUUCCUCGAUUCUAGUUCCUGGUGACCAGUGAUCUUUUUAAUAUGUCCUGUUUUGCUUUUUCAAUGGAGCAUUCAUUUUAACUCACACCGUUGUAGGCUUUUAAGCUUACCUCUAUGGAAUU